Penicillium argentinense is the source of this 1905-nucleotide messenger RNA. Its product is annotated as putative C6 finger domain protein. The transcript has 2 exons. Lineage: Eukaryota; Fungi; Ascomycota; Eurotiomycetes; Eurotiales; Aspergillaceae. Bases 1 to 1905 code for a protein of 634 amino acids. Gene Ontology annotation, molecular function: DNA-binding transcription factor activity, RNA polymerase II-specific; zinc ion binding. The record is from RefSeq and is a predicted model, not a curated record. Gene Ontology annotation, biological process: regulation of DNA-templated transcription.
AUGCAAGCAGUCCACCAUGAUGCGCUCUCUGCCUUUGCAGAGCAACCGGUUCUUGUCGAUGGCUCGUCCCGGGACCUGUCGCUUAAGGGUCCUGUCCCCAAGAACGUCGCUUUCGAGCUGCUGCUGGACGAAAACUCCAAGGUUCGAGCCCGUAUCCCGAUGCGCGUUCAAAUAUACCCUCAUGAUACGACGGAUUCUAUCGUAACCACUGUCAAAAAUUUCUAUGGCAUCUACGACGGCACCGCCAGUGGGGUGAGCUUCGAGGAUGAACAUGGGACGACCCUCAUCGCAAGGUAUGAGAACCUCAAGAACAACAUGACUGUGUAUGUGCGAGUCAUUCCCAUUCAAUCGUAUGGGGAAUUUUACGGCGGCUACUCCGUCGAACGCAAGCGACCCAGUCUAGGCGAGCCUUUCCAGAUGCCCGAUGGUGCGGCGCCAGCAUUGGAGCCGCCAUCGCGCCCAUCGUCGCGGCUCGCUAGGAAUCGCAGUAUGUCUCCAUCGAGUCGCAGCCUUCGCAGCGCUUCUCAGCACAAGUCCGGCUCUCGCAAUGGCAUCAAAAGUCGAGGCUCGAGCCAUGCCGGCUUCCCUGACGACGAAGCUGGCCUUAGCGACAGCGACAGCUACUCGCGCAAGUCUCGCGGCGAUGCUUUUGCCAGCUCUGAAAUAAGUAUGGAGAACAUACUACAAGAUGGUCGUCGCAAACGUCCGAAGUUUGACAGUUCUGAACUCCCACUUUUUGUUCCUCCCCAAGUGCCUCUUACUACCUCCACCUCCUCGAUCUCUCCUCAACGUCGCUCGGUCGGCCAAGAAGGUGCCGGCUCACCUUUCGCUCGUCCUACCCACCGCCCAUUCAACUACCAACAAGCGCUCCCGUCGCCACAAAGCUAUGGACACAGUGAAUAUGGAGUACGGUCAGCACGCGCUCCGGUCUAUUCCACUCCUGUGGUUCUGGACCAUGCGCAACGCAUUCCCUACAGCAACUCUGCUCCUCGGGCGAGCGGUCCUGGCAUCCUGCCCACGCCGGACCCAACGAUCGCCAGUUGCAUUUCUGACGAGGACGUUGCUAUGCAGCUGAUCCGUCUCGGCGAUGCGUCGAACUUCUCUCAUGGGCGCACAUCGGCGUCCACAUUGGACGAUGCCUUCAGUGGUGCUGCCGAUGCAGCUUCUUCAACUGGUGCAACCAGCGAUGGCGAGGACUUCAGCGAAGAUGAAGAUGAUCUGCCGGCCCGCCGCAGGCUCGAGUCAAGCCCAAUGCUCCCGCCUGGUGCUAUCAAAUGUCAUCACAAGCGCCUGGAUGAUAUUCUACCCAGCGCCGACAGUAGCGACCACAGCUCUGAUGGAGCCGAGGACGGCAUCAAGAGUGAAGCCGAGGAUGAUGUCUUGUACAAGGAGUUUGCGCCCAAGGCCAAGAAGCCCAAGGGUCGUCCCAUGCCUGCCAAACCUCGCAGCCAGAAGCCAAUUUCCAAGCCCAACAAGGCCAAGACCUCUGCGCCCCCGGCACGAAAGCCCUCCGACAAGUCGGCUGCGCCCGUCCCCCCGCUCAGCCCCAGCUCUGCUCGCAAGGUAUCGGGUGGCUCGGUCAACUUCCAGCACCAGCUUGGUGCUGACGAAGAGGAUUUGUCUACCAAGCCUCGCUGCCAACGUUGCCGAAAAAGCAAGAAGGGCUGCGAUCGCCAGCGUCCCUGUGGUCGUUGCAAGGAUGCCGGCAUCGGUAUCGAAGGUUGCAUCAGUGAGGAUGAAGGCAAUGGUCGCAAAGGUCGCUAUGGGCGCCACAUGGGUGUUCCUGUGAAGAAGUCUCUUGAUGAACUCUCGGACGAUGGUCACCACCACGAAUUUUCGCCGAUGCCAGAUACCCCUCUGACAGAUGCGGCCAUUGCCGACAAGAACAAGAAGCGAAAGCGCUAG